AACAUUUUUUCUAAAAUAUAUCCAUUUACUUAUUUGUUUCGGAAAGCUCUUGUUAUUUUCCCAAACAAGGAAAUCAACGGUAAACUGACAAGUUGACAAUAGUUGUGACAUAAAGAUAAUUUUUUUAUUGAGGAGCAGUAAAGGACAACCUAACAUGGAGAUUUAAUGUCACUAAGCCGAUAGGCAGCGCUUAUCAGCAAGAUGGCUUGCAGGCUUGUAUGCCUGAAGGUUUACAAGGGACAGUGGUGUAUACUUCUGGCUGUAUCCACACUGUUAUGGAUGUUGACGCUCUUCAACAUUAAUUCAAGCAAUGUUGUUGGUAGUGACAGAAUAAAGGACGAGGUUAUCCAGCUUAGUGAGAGAUACAUCCGAACGUUGGCCAGGGAUAGCGAGGGUGUUGUGGAUGGACCUUACGCUGGUCGAUUUACUGCCUAUGAUUUGAAAAAGACAAUGGCUGUUCUGUUAGAGAAUAUGAUAGAACGCUUGGACAGGAUCGAACAUCGCCUCAAUAUUUCUUCCAACUUAACAAAGCCCUCUUUAUCUGGAGAUAUCAGCAUGACGCACAGUUUGUACGCAAAAGAUCUUAUUAAUGGCGAGCAUGAGUUGUGUGCCCUGACAGACAAGGAAAGACAACUCUACCCAAAGUGUGAGCAGAAAAUUGAGUGGAUGAAAAACAUGUGGCAGUCAGAUCCGUGUUAUGCCUCGUUCGGUGUGGAUGGAUCCACUUGUUCAUUUAUAAUGUUUCUUAGUGAGGUAGAAGGCUGGUGUCCCAGAUCGGCCUGGCAUGGCUCAAACAAGGCUCCAGUAGAAAAAAACAGCUCAGAUAAUCUUGCCAAAAUAAACCAUGACCUUGAAGGCCUGAUGAAACUAUUGGUUGAUCCGAACGAACGUCAAGGUUACGCUUGGAUGAGGAUGCGAAUCAAGCGUAUCUGGCCACGAUGGGAGACAGCUGUCAAAUCCCUGGCAGCCAAACAAGAUUUGACCAAGAGGAAACAGAAGAAGAUACUGGUCCAUCUUGGGCUCCUGUCAAAACAGUCCGGUUGGAAGUUUGCAGAAAUGCAGUUUAAGGGAGGCCCACUUGGUGAGCUUGUACAAUGGUCAGAUCUCAUUACAGCGUUGUAUGUCCUCGGCCAUGAGCUUACUAUAACCAGCGAAGUCGAACAGCUUGCAAACAUAGUAUCCCAACUUCCUGCGGCUAAUUCACCCUGCCAAAGUCGUAAAGAACUUCCGGUCGAUAUAAUCUACAUCGAUAUAGUUGGACUCAAACAAUUCAAGAAAUACGUAAAAAAUGGAUAUGGAAAAUUCAGCUGCUUAGUACGUGUAGUGGAUUCCUUUGGGACUGAGCCAGGUUUUAACCUACGGACAUUUGCCAAACAACGGAAAAAGCUGUCAUCCUGGGGCGGUCAGGAUCUUAAUCCACAGCAGUUUUUCACUAUGUUCCCCCACAGUCCCGACAACUCGUUCAUGGGGUUUGUUGUGGAGCGUCAUCUGAAUGAAAGCAACGCCCGGGCAAUACAGCGAUCCAAUAUGGCCCUUGUGUAUGGGAAAAACGAUUAUAUGUGGGCGGGAAAAGAGGAAUAUCUAAACACAGUGAACAAAUCAGAGAUUGUUAUACACGGCACAGUUUAUAGUGACAGUGAUUCAAAAUCGCCGCUAAAAAUUCCGAGCUAUGUGAUCAACCAUGGUAUACUCAACGGCGAAGACCUUCAUAAACUGCUACGGCAGUCUAAAAUAUUUUUGGGCCUAGGGUUUCCUUAUGAAGGACCUGCACCUCUGGAAGCUAUUGCGAAUGGGGCAGUGUUCAUAAACCCUAAAUUUCUUCUACCACACAGCAGGAAUACACAGCCCUUCUUCAAAGGGAAACCAACAGAAAGAGAGCUCAUGAGUCAACAUCCAUACGCAGAACAGUUCAUAGGAGAGCCUCAUGUGUACACAAUCAAUAUAGAGGACCCCGACGAGGUGCGGACAACAGUUCAGAAAAUAUUGGACAUGGAACAGUUUAAUGGAUUCCUGCCGUAUGAGUUUACAGAAGAAGGGUUCAUACAGCGGAUGAACGCAUACAUCGAGCAUCAGAACUUCUGUCAGUUCCAGCGACAAUUAAACAAAUGGCCGCCAGAAUCAGCGGUAAAAGUAUUGUUUGGAGAUGGCGGGAAAUCAUGUAAAGAUGUUUGCUGGGAGAAGAAUCUCAUUUGUGAACCAAGUCAUUUUCUCGCAGCGAAUUCUCAUUCGAUUCUAAUGUCACGAGGGGCUGCUUGUGCAGCCAAUAAAACAUUGACAGACAUCUACUACCCUGCCUUAGACACAAAAACAAACGACUGUAUCAUUCAGCAGGAGGAACUACUUUUUAGCUGCGUAGGAAAACAAGACAAUCUACGCAGGCUUUGUCCGUGUAGGAACUAUUUUAAAGGGCAAAGUGCAUUGUGUGUGGGAUGUGAGUUGUGAUAGAAUGAUCAUUUGAUACAGUCUCAGAUAGUGUUAUAGAUGAGGAGUCCAUCUCAUCAAUGAUUACAGUCCAAACUCGUUGGCUUGAACUCCCAGGGACCGGCAAAAUACUUUGAGCCUCAAAAAAUUCGAGCCAAGUGGAAUUGCUUACAUUCAGUUUAAAGAAAUCGGUCCUUUAAAUCCAGAUUGAGUCAACGGGGAAUAUGAGCCAAGCGAGUUCGAGCCAACGAGGUUCGCCUGUAUAUCGUACGAUCACUUCUUCAAAUCAUUUCCACCGUGUUGUAGUAAUGGUGUAAUACUUGUAAAACAAAUUCCAAGAAGAUAGACUUAAGAUAAAGAUUUAACAUCAAAGGUAUAAUUUAACUUACAAGUAAAACAUUUGGGGAAUUACCGUAAUAUUUUAUCAAAGUUCUUGAUGUUGACCAUUGUUUUUUGUACUUUUAUUGACUUGAUUGCCUCCAUUUAUGGAUAAUUGUGUUACAGUACAUGUACCUGGAAUGUGGGAUACAUCUAUAAAACGAUCAAUCUUUCAGAAUGAACCUUUAAUUAAAACAAAUUAAACGAUUUAAUUCGGUGGUAAAAACCAGUCUAGGUAUUUUUGAAACUGUGAGAAACAGUAGUUAAAUAGCAGAAAAUAUUCUUUGAUUUAAUCAUUAAGAAUAUAUAAUACUUAUGAAGUGAUAUUUUGAAGUGAUAUUAACCGUAUGAUGUUUUAUUUAGUGACAAUAGUUUUGUUAUUAGUUAUAAUUGUGCUCACUCAAUGUGCCAAUUGACUUUUAUGAUGUAACAUAGUUGCCAGCAUGCAUACUGUUUUAAAAAGACCUCUUUUUUCUUACUAAAAAGUUCUCCUUUUUGUAUAUUUUUGUUUACCGAUUACCUUGUGAGACCAAAACAGUGUGUUGAAUCAAGUGACAACUUUUAAAUUGUCAUAUAGAGUUAAGUUCCAUUUAUGUUUUUAUGAAAUUGAUGUAGAACAUUUGAAAAAUGCUUGAUAAGAUGGAACAUUAAUGUAAAAUUCAUAUAUGUAAAAAAAAAAUUUGUUUUCUCUCUUCUUAUCUUGAAAAACACCAACUUUAUCCUUCUAUUUGUCUAAAAGAUUCCGUCUCUGUCCUAGUUUUAAUGUGACAGUGCUUGAAAGUCUGCUGUAAGAACAUUUGUAUAAUCGUUUAUUAUACCUCACCUUACCAGCCCAUGUUAAAUUCUCAUAUACCAAUCAUGGGCAAUUUCAUACUGCCGACCACAGACGGUACAGUUUUGACAAGUUCACAUGAUGCUGUCACACCGACACGCGUCUAAACAAUUUUGGUUUUCCAAGUCUGAGGUGUCGACUCGAGAAACAGUUUUUCCCUCAUGUUGUCAAUAUUUACAGUCACAAUGGAAGCCAUGCUAUAUUUAUAUAAUGUAGUGUAGUAAAUGACUGAUUAUAUAACAUCUGAGCACUGACAUCAAAAUUUAUUAUAUGUACUAUCAUUUUGACAUUAGCAUUGAACAUACAAAUGUGCAAUUUGUUGGUUUCCAAAUAUACUUUUAGUUCAUCUGUUUUUUAAGAAAAAUAGUCAGGUUAUUUGUAGCCUUGGUGUCGUUGUUGUGCAAUAGCUUUUAAUUUGGCCAUACCUAAAACACUAUUCAAGAUACUUGACAUGACACUUUGUUCACAUGUUACUAGUGAAAAUAUAAACAUGUGUUCAAAGGCCAUACAUCUUGUUCUAAUAACCAUCAUGUUAGUUCCCUUGAUAUUUCGCAAAACUCUGAUGAAAACUUAAACUUGGCCAUAACUUAUACUAACUGUUCAAGGCAAUUGCAUGAAACUUGGUAUAUAUUUAACCAUUGGCAAGGGUCAUUGUGUGUGCCCUUGAAUAUGAUGUUUACAUUUUAUGCCCCCCUUCGAAGAAGAGGGGUAUAUUGCUUUGCACAUGUCCGUCCGUCGGUCUGACGGUAGACCAAAGCUUGUCCAAGGGAUAUCUCAACAAUUCCUGGACGUAUGGUCAUCAAACUUGACAUGAAGGUCUGACCAGAAGAUGACCCCUAUUGAUUUUAGGGUUCAUUGGUCAAAGGUCAAGGUCACAGUGACCUUGAUGGCAAACUCCACAAUACCUGGACCUAUGGUCAUUAAACUUAAUAUGAAGGUUGGGCCUGACCAGUAGAUGAUCCCUAUUGAUUUUGGAGGUCAUCGGGCAAAAGGUCAAGAUCACAGUGACUUUUAACGUGAAAAAGUUAACAAAGUUUCUCCCAGUGAUAUAUCAACAAUGCCUGGACCCAUGGCCCUCAAACUUGACUUGGGGGUUGGGCCCGACCUGUAGAUGACCCCUUUUUUAUUUUAGGGUUCAAAGGUCAAGGUCACAGUGACCUUGUAAGCAAAAAACUUGACAAUGCUUGCACCCAUGGCCCUCAAACUUUACAUUUAGGUUAUGGAUGACCAGUUGAUGACUCCUGUGGAUUUUGAGGUCAGAGGUCAAGGUCAUAACUCAUAUUCAUCAUUUAAAUUUUGUCAAGUUUACUUAUUCCCUGCUGCUAAGAGGAUACAUUUUUAUCUGCAAAUAUCAGUCAUCUUCUGAACAUGAUUUAAAACUUUACCUUCUAUCCUCACACUUUGAAUGGUCAUAAUCUUAAAAAACUGCCUCAAAGGCAUCCAAUGUAAAUGACAAGUCAGCUGUCAUAUUGUUCCAUGCAUAUUUUAUUGAAUUGUCCAAAUAAUCCUGACAACAUGGCACUCAGAGGGGGGCAUUAUGUUUGACAAACAUCUCUUGUUUAUAUUGCAGUUUGUUGAAAAAAAUUCUCUCACAAACUUCUCUAACAGUUUUAGCGAAAAAUUGAACAUCAGUUCAGCAUUUUGGGGAUAUAAAAGAAUAAUAAUUGAUAUUUGGCAUAUUAGAAUCAUUUCCUUGAUAUAAUUUUAAAACAUCUAUAAUAAUUAUGAUUUUAUAUCAAUAUUUUUACAAGCCAAUCAGUAAUAUCCUGUGUCAAAACCUUGUGCCGGGGAAGUUAUGAUUUUAAUAAUAGCACUUGUUGAGAUAAUUCCCACGUAAUAAGACUAUAUAAACAGCUGAGUGAUGACUUUUGUGCCUGUUUUUUUCCUUGUAUAUUUAUUAUGUUAUUCAUCUUUAUACAUUCCUAUGUUAGUUUUAACACCUUGUGAAUAGAUAGUAGUAAAUUAGCUUAUGAAACCAAAAUAUUUAUACAUUGAAAAAAAUGUUUAACCAAUAAUCAUCACUUCCAAUCAGAUUGUUUUGAUUUGCAUGACAGUCAAAAAUAGCCAUAGUUUAUAUCAUCCAUGCAACAGUUUCAUCUAGAAUUCUUGGAGGGAUUUUAUAGCUAGGAGUAAUGUUAUAACUAGGAGUGAUGUUAUACCUAGGAGCGAUGUUAUACCUAGAAGUGAUGUUAUACCUAGGAGCCAUUUUAUAGCUAGGAGCGAUGUUAUAAGAUUAAAGUUUAUUUUAUCGAGUCAUCAUAAUUAGAGAGCAGUAUCAUUUUGUGAAUACAAGUGUAAUAAAUUGAAAUAAGAGCAGUGAAACUUACAUUUAUUAUAAAAGUUAUUUCACUGAAAAACUUUAAAGAAUACAAUUUACCUGUACAUAUGUAGAUGUAAAUAAGACUGAGCUAUUAUAUAAAAAUACCAUGGUUGUGUCAUCUUGGGCUUAGCGAUAUGUAACGUUAUAACAUAAGCAUGAAAUCGCACUCUGCUAUUAUCCAUAGAAAUAGGCAGUUCUUUGAAUAAUAGUCGUUCUAAUGUUGAAACGCUGCAUAUUUUUCUUUAAGCAGCCCACCCAAAGGAAACAAUUCUUAUACAUGCACGGCAUUGUACUUUAUCAAAUUGCCAAAAAGUAAAUUAUCCAAUUUUCAUUAUAAUUUGCCAAUUACUUUGCUCAAAUUAACAUUAAUACAUUUAAAGUCUAUUCACUAUUUCAGCUUCUUUUUCAUUGCAAGUUAGUAAGAAAUUGUUUAUCAUCAUUUUCAAUCAUCUUGUAUAUCUGUUUUACUUAUUUUAAUAAUAAUGUUUAUGUUUAUUUUGUUAAAUGUGUUGAAAUAUUGUCAAGGAUGAAUAGCAUGAUGUAAGGUAGGAAGCACACAUUUCUACGUCACAUUCAAUUUUUAUCAAACUUAUCCUUAUAAGAUUCUGACCUCAACUGCUGGCAAUGUAGACUGGUUUAUUGCCACUACAUUAGUGGCGCUACAAAGUAGACUGGUUUCUUUCCACUAAAAUGUGGACUGGUUUCUUGCUAGUGUGAUGUAGACUGGUUUCUUUCCCCUACUAUGUGGACUGGUUUCUUGUCAGUGCGAUGUAGACUGGUUUCUUUCCACUACAAUGUAGACUGGUUUCUUGCUUCUGCAAUGUAGACUGGUUUCUUGCUUCUGCAAUGUAGACUGGUUUCUUGCCACUAUAUUCUUACUUCUACAAUGUAGACUAGUUUCUUACCCUUACAACGAAAACUGGUUUCUUGCCAUUACAAUUUAGACUGGUAACUAGGAGUAGGCAAAUAUGGAAAGCAUUCUGUAUCAGAAAACACACCUCAGUGAUAAACGGGGUUCAGGGCAGUGUGGAGGGGCUUUGUAUUUUUGCCUGUAAAUCAGAUAUUUAAAUUUGUAAUAUUGUUGUCAUAAUCCUUAACCAAAUACAUUUUAUUUAUUGUAUCAUAUAAGAAUUAUGAAUAUUUAUUUAAAUUUCAGUCAGCCUGUAUUGUGUUCUUUUCCGGCCAAAAAAUCAAACUUGUAUACUGUGAAAUAAUAUGAACUUCAGUGUUGUGAUGUUACAGUUUGUGUAUUGCUUCUUUCACCAUAUCCACUAUUUAUUUUAAAAUUUGUCUUACCAUGUUUGUACAGUGCUUUCUAAAUAAGUUGAUACAAAGGGGUCAUACCGUUUCAACGAAACAGAGGAAUAAACAACUGAUUGUAUUAUAAAGAUGAAAGGUUGAAUUUAUAUAUUUUGCUGUACCAUCUUAAGGAACAAAUAUUUCCCUGUUAUUUACAGUUUCCAGUUGAAUAUUGAUCAACUGUAGUUAAUGUUCUUGUGAUACUUCAAGCUGUUAUUUUGUUUCUUGUUAGCUAUUUGUUUUAAACAGUUCUAAUACCACGUUAGACAAGCCACAGACUAUGUUAUAUUUUUUUUAUUAGUUCACAGAUCUAUAUAAAUGUAAAAGUUCUCAAUCCAUGCCCUGUUAAAAUUUCCUUAACCAUGUUAAAAAGUACUUGUCCAAUGUUAACUACCGGUAGUUAUGAUACCAUGUUGAAACAUAUUUAAUGUUAACUUGUCAUGAUACCAUGUUAAAAAGUUAUGACUCCAUGUUUACUAAUAUUGAUACCAUGUUAACUUAUCUUGAUUCCAUGUAAAAAGUUAUGACUCCAUGUUAACUAAUAUUGAUACCAUGUUAACUUAUCUUGAUACCAUGUUAAGAAGUUAUGACUCCAUGUUAACUAAUAUUGAUUCCAUGUUAACUUAUCUUGAAACCAUGUUAAGAAGUUAUGACUCCAUGUUAACUAAUAUUGAUACCAUGUUAACUUAUCUUGAUACCAUGUAAAGAAGUUAUUACUCCAUGUUAACUAAUAUUGAUUCCAUGUUAACUUAUCUUGAAUCCAUGUUAAGAAGUUAUGACUCCAUGUUAACUAAUAUUGAUACCAUGUUAACUUAUAAUGAUACCAUGUAAAGAAGUUAUGACUCCAUGUUAACUAAUAUUGAUACCAUGUUUACUUAUAUUGAUACCACGUUAAAAGUUAUGACUCCAUGUUAACUAAUAUUGAUACCAUGUUAACCUAUCUUGAUACCAUGUUAAAAAGUUAUGAUUCCAUGUUAACUAAUAAUGAUAACAUGUUAACUUAUCUUAAUACCAUGGGAACUUAUCUUGAUAUCAUGUUAAAAAGUUCUUAGUACAUAUGAAUUACAGAAUUAGUCACAAUACCAUGUUAAAGAGAUCUUACUCCAUGUUAACUAAUCUUGAUACCGUGCUUACUAAUUUUGAUUCCAUGUCAUAAUGGUAUUCUAUGUUAACUAGUCAUUCCUUCAUUGCCACCAUUGUCAUAAUGGUAACAAAUUAAUUUUAAGUUUCAAUUAAAGUUUUUGAAAUCUAAUGCUCAUGAAAAUAUUUAAAAAAAAAUUCUUAUCCCAUUCAUUGACAAAACAGCCAACGCUGGCCAUAAGCUGGAUUGUAAGUAUGUUGUUUAUAAAUUAUAUUGAAUUUCAUUUAAAUGCCAAGCCAAAAAAAAUUCUUAAUUAUUUAAUGGUUAUACUUUUUAUGCCAAAACCAAUCCCUUGCCAUAAUUGGGUAUUAAUGUAAUUGUUGACAGAAUUAUACCUCUAAAGUAAACCAAUUGCCAAAGAUGAUAAGAAAUGCUAUGCAUAGUAGAAUAAUUCCCUUAUGUCUUAACAUUUUUAUCUACAAUUGCAUUUAUUCUAUUUUAUUUGUAUAUUUACUUGUUGUUGUUUUUUUGUGCUAGUAAUUUUAUGUUGUUAUUUGCUUUAGACAUAUCACAUUUGUUACUGGCUUCAAUAAUUGCUACCUUAUGCCACAUUUCGAUAAAAAAGAAUAACAGAUCAUCAUUAAUAACAUACCCUUCCAGUGCUUUUGUAAUCAUUUGUAGCCAAUUGGAUGUCUAAUAUUUAUCCAAUCAUUGGUAUACGGUAAAUCAGAGGGUUAGAGUCACUCAAGUCUAGUGGUAUAUGUGUACACCUCUCACCCUAGAGGUUAUGGGUUUGAUCCCCAUCAGGGGUAACUUCUCAUGGCCCGUCACAUUCAACACCAUUACUGGUUUCUGCCCAGGAAACAGAUUUGAAAGCGAUUCUAUAAUCUGUCUGCUGCUAAUAGAAAUUAGUAUAAUCUAACCAAUCAAAGUCAAAGUUUAGCCCAAAUCAAAAUUGAUUGGUUAGUUUUGUCUAGUCAUUGCUAUCAACCAAUCAAAAUCACAGGUUAGCUCAAAUCAAAAUUGAUUGGUCAGUAUUUAUCCAAUCAUUGCUAUUAACCAACCAAAGCCAAUGGUUAGCCUAAAUGAGAAUUCAUAAGUAAACAUUCAUCCAAUUAUUGCUAUUAACCAAAGACAUAGACUAGUCAUAAGAAGAAUUGAAGAAUCAGUGUUUGUCUGCUAGCAUGUAGACUAUGUAGACUAGCCAAAACUGUUCCUGUUUUAUACAAAAUAUAAUGGCAAAUAAUAUUGGCAUUCUUUAACAUUUGUUUAUGUAAAGUUAGUUUUCUCUUUAUACACCAGUUUAAAAAACGGUACAUAUUUAUAGUUUAACUUGGGACAUAUGGGUUGGACAGGUGGUCCUGUGGGCAGCGUCCAGUAUUUUUUUCUGCUCAAUAACUUUAGAAGCCUUUUGUCCGAUCAUCACCAACUGUGGUCAGAAUGUGUAUUGGUAUAAUAUCUCGGACAGGUUCGAUAACCAGCCAUAUCACUCUAGUCACUCAUUAGUUAUUGCCCGUUUAUUGUGGAAAAUACUUAAAAUUGGUCUUGUUCGCUCAAUAACUUAAGAAGCCUUUGUUCAAUCAUCACCAAAUUUGUUCAGAAUGUUAAUUGGCAUAGUAUCUCAUGACUGUGCAAUAAGCAGCCAUAUUGUCAUUCAAGAGUUAUUGCCCUGCAAUUAUAUAAUUAAGGCAUUUACAGUGUCCGCUCUCUAUAUUUGGCUAAACGUGCAACCACUUAUCACUAAUCUUGUUGUCCUUAAACUAGGACGGGCAUAUAUUGUGACUGAUGCUCUUGUUAAUGUAUGUAAAAAUGCUUUAAUUUUAUGUUUGUUUACUUUUGUUUUAAACUUAUUCACACAUAUAUAAAUUAGUUUCAUUGUACCUGGGAGUAGGAUUUGUUGUUGGUCCUAGAUUGUACACUGUUCUAGAAUUGCAAGUGUUUAUUCUGAAGUAUUUUUUCUUUCUCAUUUAUUUUGUUUAACUAUUAAAGAACUUUUUAAUAAACCUGUGUAUGUUUCUGCAAUUCAUUACAUCUAUUUCAUAAUUCCAUGUAACUUCAUUCCACAAAUGUUCCUUUCUAUUGUUCAGGUUUCACUUGUAAAAAAAUAAAUUAAAACAAAAAG
Molecule: messenger RNA, 10453 nt
Organism: Mya arenaria
Lineage: Eukaryota; Metazoa; Mollusca; Bivalvia; Myida; Myidae
Product: alpha-1,6-mannosylglycoprotein 6-beta-N-acetylglucosaminyltransferase A-like
Exons: 17
Coding region: 202-2442 (746 amino acids)
Biological process (GO): protein N-linked glycosylation
Cellular component (GO): Golgi apparatus
Molecular function (GO): alpha-1,6-mannosylglycoprotein 6-beta-N-acetylglucosaminyltransferase activity
Source: RefSeq, a predicted model, not a curated record